Penicillium canescens is the source of this 1431-nucleotide messenger RNA. RefSeq names its product RING finger domain protein. Lineage: Eukaryota; Fungi; Ascomycota; Eurotiomycetes; Eurotiales; Aspergillaceae. Gene Ontology annotation, molecular function: zinc ion binding. Bases 1 to 1431 code for a protein of 476 amino acids. The transcript has 2 exons. The record is from RefSeq and is a predicted model, not a curated record.
AUGGAGUCCGCCGGAUACUCAGCAGCUGGCAGAACCAGAUCUUCCGAUGGCGCUACAACCAACCAUGACGGAACCUCCACAUUCCAAGAGAGCGUCACGCCUCAGACCGAGUCGACAGAAGACACAGAAACCGUAUUCUUAAAUAAAGGCACAUCCACCCCCAAGGCCAUCGAAAACGGCGCCGAUACCUCCAACAUUUCCCUCGACCGAUCAUCAAAUCCCGCCACCACCGCAGAUCAAGACGAACCGCGCAAAUGCUGGAUCUGCUACACAGACGAAACAGAAGACUCACCCCUCAACCAAGAAUGGCGCUCACCAUGUCCCUGCGCCUUAACAGCCCACGAAGCCUGCCUCCUUGACUGGCUCGCAGACAUGGAAAACCCGCGGUCGCGCAGGGGCAAUGGAAGCGCGAUAACAAUGCAAUGUCCGCAGUGCAAGACCGAAAUCGUGGUGACCCGCCCCCGCAGCUACGUGGUUGACAUUCUCCGAUUACUGGAGCGGGUAGCAGGCCGGCUAGUCCUGCCGGGCAUGGUUUUCACAGUAGCGGGCACCGUCUGGGCCGGGUGCUGCGCACACGGCGUUUACUCCAUGUACCUUGUCUUCGGAACGGAGGAAGCGAAACAGAUCAUGGAUGAAAGUAUCGAUGGCCCGUGGAACCCCGGGUUGAAUCUCGGAUUGCCGCUCAUCCCGCUUGUUUUGAUAUUCUCACGGACUCGAUACGCUGAAGGCCUUCUCCCGGCUAUUCCGGUUCUUUUCUUUGCUGCGCAUAAUCCUGGCCAGGAGCCUGAUUUUGAUAUCUGGCCGCCUACGCCUGCUAUGACGUUUGCUGCGCUGCCAUAUGUUAAGAGCUUCUAUGGGGCGUUGUAUGAGCGGUUAUUCGGUGGCUUGGAGAGGAAAUGGAUUGCUGAAGUUCAGCCGAGGGCUGCAGAGGAGAUCUUGGAUGAUGCACAGCAACAAGAUCAGGCGGAGGGUCUGAAUCGAUUCGAGGAUGGCAACGGACAGAUCCUCAUGGAGAUCGAUCUCGAGCUCCAGAUGGGCAUGGGCGAUGAGAAUGCAGGGGAUGGUCAAGCAAACAAUAAUCCGCUUGGACUGGGGCGACGGAAUGAGAUCAUCCACGAUACUAGUAACCUGGCUGAUGCCAUCCUCGGCGCACUUAUCUUCCCGGCGAUUUCGGCUUCGAUGGGUGGACUGUUGCAAUGCGUCUUACCUAAAGCUUGGACGACGCCAUCCUUGGCCUUGGAGCGUGGUCGCCCGGGGCUCUUGCAGACUCGCUGGGGCCGCAGCGUUGUCGGUGGAUGCGCUUUCGUCUUGCUGAAGGAUGCACUGGUAUUGUAUUGCCGGUGGAAGCUGGCUCAGUCACACCGCCGCCGCAAGGUCUUGAACUACGAUCGAGCCAAGAAGCACCACGCAUCCAAGCGUUCUGUGGGCUAG